This is a messenger RNA of Nezara viridula (southern green stink bug), 933 nucleotides long. The record is from the annotation of a GenBank genome assembly. NCBI's taxonomy places the organism in Eukaryota, Metazoa, Arthropoda, Insecta, Hemiptera, Pentatomidae.
AUGAAUAGAUAUCUAAUUUAUUUUUCUUACAUUGGCACUAGGUUUAAAGGAGUUCAGAAACAAUAUGAUAAAGGAGUUCCUCUCUUUAAGAAUGAAACUAUUCAAAGUUUACUAGAAUCAGCUUUAUUGCAAUUAAGAAAGAAACCAUUAAAUAAUCCUGUAGUAUAUCCUGCUAGUAGGACAGACCAAGGUGUUCAUGCACUAUGUACAGCUGCACAUGUUGACCUAGAAUUUUAUAAUGGACAAAAGCCAAUUUAUCAUAUUAUUCAUGCGAUGAAUACAUUUUUUAGAGUUGAAAAUCAUGACAUAAGAGUUUUGAAUGUCCAAGUGGUUCCAGAUACUUUCAGUGCUCGCUAUUCUGCCAUCAGAAAAACGUAUGCGUAUAGAUUUGCAGUUGUGAAACCUGAUGUAUUACCUCAUGUACCAUAUAAAUCAAGUGUAUUUCCAUUACCUAUAAUUGAAAAGGAUAGAUGCUACUUUAUUCAAAAUCCGAGGUUUGAUAUAUCUUUAGCAAAAGAAGCUGCCAACUUGUUCGUUGGUUAUAAAGACUUUAGAGCAUUCAUGGGCAAAUCAUUAAACCCUGAGAUAGUUACGCAGCGUAAUAUUGAGGAAUUGUCUUUAAUUGAAACAUCAUCUCUUCUACCAUCUGCAGAAAGCAAGUAUUAUGACUUCUGGCAAGUAACUUGCAGAGGGAAAUCAUUUCUCUAUCGACAGGUGAGAAGAACUGUUGGAGUUUUGAUUGCUGUGGCCCAAAAAAAGAUUUCUAUUGCAGAAGUCGAAGCUAUGUUUGAAAAUCCAACUAAAGAUUCAUGGAAUGAUAAAGCUACUGUGGUACCACCUUAUGGAUUGUACCUGCAACAAGUUGAGUACAGGGAAGAAGAUUUGCUUUGUGAUGUAGAAAGUAAAAAAGAAAUAGAUAUUAGAAGCAUUUAA